Messenger RNA from Ilex paraguariensis (yerba mate), 1302 nucleotides. NCBI's taxonomy places the organism in Eukaryota, Viridiplantae, Streptophyta, Magnoliopsida, Aquifoliales, Aquifoliaceae. The record is from the annotation of a GenBank genome assembly.
AUGAGGCUUGGCAUUGGAGUUUUUAAGCCAUGUGAUGUGGUACAUGGUUCAAUCCAUGUGGUGGUGCCAAAACACUGCGCCACCUCUUAUUCAAUGAGGCUCAAAACAAAUCUGAGUGUUACAAACUCGUGGAGCCCAGUCCGAGGUGAUUCAGGCCAGUGUCGUGCUGCCACCCCGACGAAAAAGCUCAGCGACAAGUGGAGGGAGUAUCAAGGGAUCAAGAACUGGGAAGGCCUACUUGACCCACUUGAUGAUGAUCUACGAGAUGAGAUACUACGGUAUGGAGAUUUUGUCGAAGCAGCUUAUCGUUCCUUUGAAUUUGACACGUCAUCCCCAAACUAUGCCACGUGUCGGUAUUCUAAAAACUCAAUGCUAACUCAAUGCGGACUUGGCAAAAGUGGGUAUAAAUUAACCAAAAAUCUACGUGCAACGUGUGGGAUCCAGCUGCCACGUUGGAUUGAUAGAGCGCCAAGUUGGCUUUCCACUCAGUCGAGUUGGAUCGGUUACGUGGCAGUUUGUAACGACAAGGAUGAGAUUGCUAGGCUAGGACGUCGCGAUGUGGUGAUCGCCUAUAGGGGCACUGCCACGUGUCUCGAGUGGUUUGAAAAUCUACGCGCCAGAUUAACCAACUUACCUAGUGAUGUGGAUGGCAAAAUUGGUGGACCAAUGGUGGAAAGCGGGUUUUUGAGCAUGUACACGUCAAGCACUACCACGUGUCCGAGUUUACAAUACUUGAUAAGAGAAGAGAUCUCGAGAAUCCUUCAAUCUUACGGUGAUGAGCCACUUAGUGUGACAAUCACGGGUCAUAGCCUUGGCGCUGCGCUAGCUACACUUACGGCAUAUGAUAUUACUACAACUUUCAAUCACGCACCUUUGGUGACCGUCGUUUCAUUUGGAGGACCACGUGUAGGAAACAAAAGCUUUCGAUGUCAGCUCGAGAAAAGUGGGACCAGAAUACUACGCAUCGUAAACUCAGAUGAUCUCAUCACUAAGGUGCCAGGUUUUGUGACCCAAAAUGAUGACAUGGCGGACACACGGGCGGUUCAAGUGGCGGGACUGCCAAGCUGGCUUCAAAAGCGCAUGGAGGACACACUAGGGGUAUAUGCUGACGUGGGUAAAGAACUUAGACUAAGCAGCAAAGAGUCACCCUACCUCUGCAAUGGGAAUGUUGCCACGUGUCAUGAUUUGAAGACGUAUCUGCAUUUGGUGGACGGUUUCGUGAGCUCCACGUGUCCUUUCAGGGCCACUGCCAAGAGGGUUCUCAGUAGAACCCAACAUAAAAAACAGCUUCUGUUUAGAUGA